CAUUCUGCGCACGCGCUGUCCACGCAUCUGAGGAAGUGGCGACAAAGCAACAACAAUCUGACUAAAAGUAAAGUGUUAUUGUUGUUAUUUGUUAAUAAUUAGGCUAACGAGCCAGCUGCACUCAUGUUAGAUCGUAUCGAUAAGAGAAUGUCUGCUUCAGCGCUGAUUUAGUGUCAGAACGGUGUCCGUUCGCUGCUAACUUUAAGCUAACAGUAACGAUCAGCUGUUGUUUUGGUUGGAGGAAGCUGUCUUGACGAGCCCAACUGUAUAACACCACAAAUGCGACGAGACAGGAUACUCCAGAGCAGUUUUACAACAUUAUUUAUUUAACACAGACACUCCGAAGUGAUCGUUGGGGGGGAAAGGUUGUGAAUGAUCUGUUGGUAAUUGAAUCCACAAGAGUGGCUUCAAGAUGCACGACGCCUAUGAGUCGGUGCCUAUUUUAGAAAAGCUUCCUCUUCAGAUCGACUGCCUCGCUGGCUGGGAGGACUGGCUGCUGGUCGGCACUAAGCCAGGACAUCUCCUCCUCUACAGAAUAAAGAAGGAUGCAGGCUCCAACCGGUUUGAAGUGACUUUAGAAAAGUCCAACAAGAACUUUUCAAAGAAGAUUCAGCAGCUUUAUGUCGUCUCACAGUACAAAAUUCUGGUCAGCCUUCUUGAGAACAACAUCCAUGUCCACGACCUCCUGACUUUUCAGCAGAUCACUGUGGUGAAUAAAGCCAAAGGAGCCACUCUGUUUGAGUGUGACCUGCAGCAGACCAGUCCAGGAGAGGAGAGGCUCAGGAUGUGUGUGGCUGUGAAGAAGAAACUGCAGCUGUAUUACUGGAAGGAUCGAGAGUUCCACGAGUUGCAGAGCGACCUGGGUGUCCCAGAUAUCCCGAGGUCCAUGGCCUGGUGUGAAAACUCCAUUUGUGUUGGUUUCAAACGAGACUAUUACCUGAUCCGGAUGGACGGUCGCGGCUCCAUCAAAGAGCUCUUUCCCACUGGGAAGCAGCUGGAGCCUCUGGUUACCCCACUGGCUGAUGGGAAGGUCGCUGUUGGGCAGGAUGACCUCACCGUGGUUCUUAAUGAAGAAGGAGUUUGUACCCAGAAGUGUGCCCUGAACUGGACAGAUAUACCCAUCGCCAUGGAGCACCAGCCUCCCUACAUCAUUGCAGUUCUUCCUCGGUACGUGGAGAUCCGGACCAUUGAGCCGAGGCUGCUGGUGCAGAGCGUGGAGCUGCAGAGACCACGCUUCAUCACCUCAGCAGGGUCUGAUAUUGUGUACAUAGCCAGUAACCACUUUGUGUGGCGCCUGGUGCCGGUAUCGAUAGCCACCCAGAUCCGACAGCUUCUUCAGGACAAGCAGUUUGAGCUGGCUCUCCAGCUGGCGAUGAAGGAUGAUUCAGACGGCGAUAAGAAGCAGCAGAUUCAUCACAUCCAGAAUCUCUAUGCCUUUAAUCUGUUUUGCCAGAAGAAAUUUGAUGACUCCAUGCAGGGGUUUGCAAAACUCGGUACAGAUCCCACACAUGUGAUCGGCCUUUACCCAGACCUACUCCCUUCAGACUACCGUAAACAGCUGCACUACCCCAACCCGCUCCCCACGCUGUCGGGGGCCGAACUUGAGAGGGCUCACCUCGCUCUCAUCGAUUACCUCACACAGAAACGCAGCCACCUUGUCAAACAGCUCAAUGACUCCGACCCGUCCACCACAUCUCCUCUUAUGGAGGGAACGCCCACCAUCAAAAGUCGCCGGAAGCUUCUGCAGAUCAUCGAUACCACUCUGCUGAAAUGUUACCUGCACACCAACGUGGCCCUGGUCUCCCCCCUCCUGCGUUUGGAGAACAACCACUGCCACAUCGAGGAGAGCGAGUACGUUCUGAAGAAAGCCCACAAGUACAGCGAGCUGAUUAUUCUGUAUGAGAAGAAGGGCCUUCACCAGAAAGCUCUGCAGGUUCUGCUGGACCAGUCCACCAAGGCCAACUCUCCUCUGAAGGGUCAUGAGCGAACUGUUCAGUACCUGCAGAGGCUGGGAGCGGAGAAUCUGGGAAUCAUCUUUGAGUUUUCUCCCUGGGUCUUAAAGAUGUGUCCUGAAGAUGGCUUGAAGAUCUUCACUGAAGAUCUGACCGAGGUGGAGACUUUGCCCAGAGACAAGGUGCUGCAGUUCCUGAAGGAGGGCUUCGAGGAGCUGGCCAUCCCGUAUCUGGAGCACAUCAUCUACGUGUGGGAUGAGAAGGGCCCAGAAUUCCACAACGUGCUGAUUCAGCUGUACCUGGGCAGGGUGCAGCGGCUCAUGAAGCAGUACCUCAACUCUCUACCAGAAGGGGUUCCUGCUGUUCCUGCAGGUCAAGAGAAUGGAGAACUGGGAGAGUUCAGAAACAAGCUGCUGUCGUUCCUGGAUAUCUCCUGCAGCUAUGAACCUUCCAGACUCAUCAGUGAUUUUCCAUUUGAUGGGUUGCUGGAGGAACGAGCUCUCCUUCUGGGUCGUAUGGGUAAACACGAGCAGGCGCUCUUCAUCUACGUCCACGUCCUGAAAGACACACACAUGGCUGAGGAAUACUGUCACCGACAUUAUAACAGCUCAGUUGAAGGAAGUAAGGAUGUGUACCUGUCACUCCUACGGAUGUACCUGUCGCCUCCUGAUGCCCACUGCCUGGGACCCAUCAAGAUGGAGCUCUCAGAGCCUCAGGCCAACCUUCAGGCCGCCCUGCAGGUCCUGGAGCUCCACCACAGCAAGCUCAACACCACCAAGGCCAUCAACCUGCUUCCAGCCAACACUCAGAUCCAAGAGAUCCGGGUCUUCCUGGAGAGCGUCCUGGAGCAGAAGGCUCAGAGGAAACGCUGCAACCAGGUUCUGAAGAGUCUGCUGCAGGCCGAGUUCCUAAGAGUGCAGGAGGAACGGAUCUUCCACCAGCAGGUUAAAUGUGUCAUUACAGAAGAAAAGACCUGCAGAGUCUGUAAGAAGAAAAUAGGAAACAGUGCGUUUGCUAGGUAUCCCAACGGUGUGGUGGUUCAUUAUUUCUGCUGUAAAGACCGGAGCAUGUGUCCCACCGAGCAGUAGAACCCACUCCUCACUCGGACCGAGACUUUUCCUCUCUGGGCUACAGAGAUAAAGAUGAAGGACAGCGGCCUUCAGAGCCGGACCGUGGAUCCAGGCCUCCUUGUAGGAAUUCUUAACCUGACAUAACCGUUGUUCUUAGAGCGGAGGCUGAGGUUCUCGUUCUGUGCCCAUGAGCAAACAGGAGGAAUGUUCCGAAACGCUCAACAGGACAGGAAUAAAGAGGUGAAUUGUUACAUUGGAUGUGUGUUACUCUAACACAGACAGGAUUAGCUGCCCCACAGGGGAAGGAGCUGGUCGCUACGGAUGUUUGUUUGCUUGAUCGCCCUCGCUGCCUCCCUCUCCUCCCUCCUGUAACACUCUGUAAACAUCAGAACUCCCCAACGGACAUGUUGGGUCAGAGGUCACUCAUGGCACCCCUGAUGUUUCUGUGUAAACAGCCAACGAUCUGGCCCUUAUUACUGUUUGUAUUUAUCAGACUACACCCACCAUCGUGAUGCUGUUUACAUCUGGGUUUGAUUUCUUCUGUCUGAUACUUUUAUUUGAAUGCUAAUAAUAAUCAUCACUGAAAAUCACAAA
Molecule: messenger RNA, 3616 nt
Organism: Nothobranchius furzeri (turquoise killifish)
Lineage: Eukaryota; Metazoa; Chordata; Actinopteri; Cyprinodontiformes; Nothobranchiidae
Gene: vps39
Product: VPS39 subunit of HOPS complex
Biological process (GO): vesicle-mediated transport; endosomal vesicle fusion; intracellular protein transport
Cellular component (GO): cytoplasm; membrane
Molecular function (GO): protein binding
Source: RefSeq, a predicted model, not a curated record